ACCAGUCCUAAAGGAGUCAAAUGUUUAGAAUUGUAGCUUUUCUAAUGUUGUUUUUAAUUAAUGGAAUCUGAGUAUUCUCCUUGUAAAUGUUCAUUGGAGUCAAUCUGAAGCAGAAUGAGUAGCGUCCGGUUUGACAUACUUUGGUCUCCAACAGAUGAGCACCACUUCAUAAGAUAUGGAACAACUAUUGAAUUAUAUCAAGUGAUUCAACAGGCAGAGAUAAAUUCAUUCCAAAGUGGAAAAGCCAUUAAGAUCUCGGAUGAAACAUAUGCUGUUAAUGUGGCUACAAACUCCGACAUCCAUUUUGUUAAGUCUGUAGCUUGGUGUCCCCACCUAGAACCAAAACAUCUGUUGGCCGUUGGUCAAACAAAUGGAAGAGUUGUACUCACAAGUUUCAAUAAUAUUGGUAGUCCUCGCAGUGAACUUAUUGGCAAAGAAUUUAUGCACAAUGUGAAACAUUCCAGGCAAUGCAGCUAUCUCUGCUGGAAUCCACUGGAAACCAGUUUGCUGGCUGAAGGUUUCAACGAGAAGUAUCGGAACGACCCGUGCGUGAUGGUGUGGGAUGUUACAAGCUCCAGUGAGAUCCUCACAUCCAGGACUAGCACCACCAGUGAAGGUGGAACAAUUACAAGACCGGCGUACGAAAUAGGUUCAGGUACCGGUGACACUAGUUCUUCCUUCAGCUGGUUCGGAGAUGGGAAGACUCUUGUUACGGGAAUGAACAACAGACAGCUUAGAGUUUACGAUCUCCGUGAUUUAACAAAUCCUCGUCUUUUAAGCCAUCAUAAGAGUGUGUACGGCGUUUGUGUUGACAGUCUGGGUGAUCGUAUGUUGGCAUCAUUUGGAGAGAAUCAAGUAGCAAUUUGGGAUCUUAGAAGUUUUGAGAAACCUAUCCUUACAUUGCCUGAAGCGAAGAAUGUCAUCAAAAUUAGUUGGUGUCCUACCAGACAGGGGAUGCUGUCCGUGCUGGUCAAAGACAGCAAUGUGAUAAAGAUGUACGAUAUACGACAUUCGGUUUUUGGUUCUGAUGUCACUGAGCCAGUACUCAUUGAAAGAAAUAUACAGUCAUUUCGUCAGUCUGUGGUGUCCUCAUUCUGCUGGCAUCCAUCACAGGAGAAUCGCCUGCUGUCUGUCGCCUUCUCCGGGGACCUCCAGGACAUCAAGAUGUAUGAGAGAAUCCCACUGGUAUGGUCGCCGUCGUUCCAUCUUCGUUCAGUGAGCAACAAGUUGUUGGUGGAAUUCUGUCAUGAUAAAAGUAACCAUGACAAUGACAUUUCUCUUGAGAUGUUUGGCAGAGUACAGCGUCAUUACGGAUUUUAUAAUGACGACCUCAGUCAAAACAUACAAGCUGUAGAAGACAAGCCUCACCUACAUGGUCUGUGGCGAUGGCUGGCUUCUGUGCAGUGUUUUUCUGGUAAUGGUUCUAGAGCCAUAGCAAUGGCGGGUGAUAUGAAGCCGGUUAGCAACUCGUGUGUUGGAAUCAAAGGUCUUCUCAAUCUAAAGAACUGUGACUCUGAGCCAUGCAGCGACCUCACGUAUGGAACAUGGCAGGGCCUGGAAGGAAUGUCUAGCUCUCCCAGUCUUCUAAAUCAGUAUGUCAGUAAGGAACGAUCUCGUGCCCUUCAGCUGUGUGGCUGGGUGACAGACGAAGAUCAGCUAGUUUCGCUAGAUCAGCUGUUGAAACAGUUACAGGCUGACCAUUUGUAUGAGAAGGCCGCAGCUCUGGCUCUGUUUAAUUUGAGGAUGAAGCAAGCUUUGGAAAUAUUGGGCAAUGGAGCAGAUACUCACAAAGGAAACAAGAAUCUGAAUGCUGUGGCGAUGGCGCUGGCUGGUUACACGGAUGAAAAGAACGCGCUGUGGCAGAAAACCUGCAACAAUCUGCGUCUACAGUUAACGCAUCCGUAUCUACGGGCCAUGUUCGCAUUCCUCGUAGGAGAGAGGGACAGCUACAAAGAUGUUCUGCACGAGAGAGGUAUGGCUGUUCAAGACCGGAUUGCGUUUGCUUGUAAAUAUCUCACGGACAAAAAGCUGUACGACUUUAUUGAAGAAAUCACGACGGAGCUAAAGCAAGCUGGUGACCUAGAUGGACUGCUAGUCACUGGAAUGACGAACGACGGACUGGAUUUGUUACAGCAGUACGUAGACAACACCUGUGAUAUCCAGACGGCAGCUUUAGCUAUGGUCUACUCCCUGCCGAACGAAAUAUCCAAGGAUAUUCGAUGUACCACAUGGAUCCAGAGUUACCGUGAACUUUUGGACAUGUGGGGUCUCUGGCAUGACAGAGCCAGAUUUGAUAUAAUUCAUCAAGCAAGAGAUAGCACUCUCCGUGUCCCAGCACAGGUUUUCGUCAGCUGCAACUUCUGUGCCAAUCACAUCACGAGUACAACAAAAACGAUCGCCAGAUCGAGAUCGUACAUGGGCAGAGGCAUUCACUACAAACCAAAAAUAACUUGCUGUCCAAAUUGUAGAAAGUCCUUACCACGGUGUGCAUUGUGUCUGACUAACCUCGGAACUGCUUCAGGAACUGGGAUUGGGCAGGAAAAAUCAAGCACAGACCCCGACAGUAAGCUGUCGAUAUUCCAGGACUGGUUCACGUGGUGUCAGACCUGCAGACAUGGCGGUCACUCCUCACACAUCACUCAGUGGUUCAGCCAGCAUUCAGAAUGCCCAGUGACAGGGUGUGCCUGUAAGUGUAUGUCACUGGAUGCCUUUGGAAGAGUAUGACAUAUUCAACAGCUGUACUCCAAACACAAACAAAAAACACCAUGUCCAGUAACCGAGAGCACAUUUAAGUGUGUCGUUGGAAGAGUUAUACUCAAUACAAAGAGUAUGAAGUAUUGAAUGGAGUCAUAUUCCAAAGCUAGAAAAUAACAGGGCGCACGAGGCAGUUGCCACUCAAAAUAUACAAUAUGCUUUUUUAUAAGCUGUUUGAAAAGCAGCUUUUGCUUUCUGUCUUGAAACAAUUAUUCAGAUUUUAGUGCCAAUUAUGUUGAAGUUAGGACAAACAUUAUUAAAUUAAAUACUGUAAAAAGGGGAAAAAAGAAAAUGAUAGAUUUCAUUUAUGUGAAAUGACAGUAGUUCACAUCAGAACAAGCCAUCUAUAAUUACCUCAGCAUUUACUUCCAGAUCAAAAUGUCAGAAGCCGAGAUUGCUUCCCCCAUUCCACAAAAUGAAUUUCAAGCCUCAUUUAAUAACAAAAAACAUUCUUGGUGCCAAUGGACUAGCUGUUCCUGUGAAUGUUAUGGAAUUCAUGAUACGACAUGUUCAGCAAAGUGAUUGUGCACAAAUUAAAAAAUACAAUUGUUGGUUUUGUUAUGGGCCACAAGGGAUGCUGCAAUUAAGAUUAAUUUGUGUGCAUGUACUUAAACAUAGUGAAUUGUAACAGAGAUAUAAUAUGCAUACAAGGCUAGCUGUUGGCAAGCAGAACACUUCGCCACAUCAGCUUAUAAACAUAUAAAAUUGCAGAAAGAGUUAUUUUCCAACAAAAUAUGAUUCAUCGCCUGAAAUUAUUUCAUCAAAUUUUUUAAAUUUGUGAAUUGCUAGUGGCCAAGCUAGCUUGGUAUAACUUUAUGUCCAGAUAUCAAAAGCUGAUAACCAGAAAUGCGAAUGUCAGAAUGCAUGGUUUAUAAAAACAAAAACAAGUUGCAACAUCUCAAUGUCAGAAAUAUCCAAUUAAUAUAUAGCUUUACAUCACAUUUUUUUUUUUACAUUCCCCUUCCUAUCAAAAAGAAGAAGUGAAAUCGUGAAAAACUAGUUUUUUAUUCGACAGAACCAGUUCUGAUUAUCAGCUCCCGAUAUAAAAGUUUUUAUUAUUAUAACGUCCGUUACUUGUAUUAAUGUGUGUGUUGCAAAUCAUUGAAACAAAAAUAAAUUAUAUUUGUUACCUA
Messenger RNA from Gigantopelta aegis, 3887 nucleotides. RefSeq names its product GATOR complex protein MIOS-like. The transcript has 28 exons. Gene Ontology annotation, molecular function: protein binding. The record is from RefSeq and is a predicted model, not a curated record. The coding region runs from base 115 to 2724 and encodes 869 amino acids. Lineage: Eukaryota; Metazoa; Mollusca; Gastropoda; Neomphalida; Peltospiridae. Gene Ontology annotation, biological process: positive regulation of TORC1 signaling; cellular response to amino acid starvation. Gene Ontology annotation, cellular component: cytoplasm.